AUGAAGUACCUCCUCAACUUCCUCGAAGGCAUACCCGAUGCACCAAACCUCGCAGAUCCCGAGUUUCAGCAGCUGCUGAUCGAUGUACAAGCUGGUAAAAGCUCGAACAAAUCGACUGCGGAUGCAUUCUACGAUAGCUUGGAGAAGAUAGUCAACGAAUUGAAGAGUACUCCCGAAUCAUUAGCUUUCCAGAAACCGGUUUCCAAGAAAGAUGCUCCGGAUUACUAUGAGGUCAUCAAGAAACCCAUGGAUCUGACCACAAUCCUGCGAAAUGUGAAGUCAAGGAAAUACAAGAACAAAGCGGAAUUUGCAGCCGAUCUUACUCUGAUUUGGGAGAAUUGUUAUGAAUAUAACAGUCAAGAGACACACCCUCUCAGAGCCGCAGCUCGAUAUAUGAAACAAAAAGCGGAACAUCAUCUGGAAUACCUUGUAGACAAGAAUGAAAAGCCCGCCAAUCCUCUUCAGAGUCUCUUACCCGAAGGCAUACCUCUGAACGUCUCUCCUGCGCCUUUAGCGGGUUCUGCAUCGACGAGAGCGUCAAGAUUGAUCAAUGAUUCUGUCACCGAGGCUGGAAAUGAUGAAGAUGCUGCUGGUGAGAGCGAUGAUGGCUUGGGAGCUCAAGUCGAGGAGCAGGAUUUUCGCGAGGCCGGGGGGAUACCGGACGGAGGAGGAGGAAAGGAUCAAGAGGGUCAAUUGCAGAGAAGUCGACGAGGCACCAGCGUAGCCUCGACUUCUAGACCAAGGAUCAACGGCGACGCUCGCAAAAGUCCCCCCGCAUUUCGUCCUCAGCUGAAUACGUCUCUUGAGUCUGCACCUGCCUUGAUUCGAACACCAUACUCAAUGACCCAUUUCAUGCCUGUAUCGCUAAACCAACCUGGGCCUUCCUUCUCCGACAAAGGAAAAGCCAAGGAGAUCCUAUAUGGUAAUGCACCUCCCUCGUGGUUUCCUAUGCCUUCGUCUGCUACACCGGUAUCAGCAGGAUAUGACGAAGAAGAAUUCAAGCUGGAAGGUUACUGGUGGGGAGCCAUGUCUUCCACAAACGAAGAUGCGUUGAUCGGUGGUUUGCCCUCGGUACCUCAGAUGGUCGAUCCGGUCCCUCCCAAACGGAAGCGUAUCAAGCUAUCUCACCGAUCGAUCAAUGGUGAUGACCCCACAUCAUCGCCGAAAAAGGGCCACAAGGGCAAGCCUGUCAACAUGAGAAAAACGAUACAUAGCACUGUCGACAGGUUACACGAAUCGAGGACGCUCAUAAACCGUAUACAAGAAUUCCAGAGAAUAGAAUUAGAAGGUGGUAUCCUACCAUCUAGAGAGCUACAAACUCAGAAAGAAAAGUUGAUCAAGAAAGAAGAAGCAUAUCAACGAUCGUGGGCGAGACAGGAAGAACUGGAACGGAGCAAAGAGAGGCAGAAAGCAGGAGGUGAAGUUGGUGACGAACAGGCUGCAUUGGAACUGAAGAAGGCCACAGCGGCUAUGCUGGCUCACUCGGGAUUUGAGGGCGCAAAUGAGACCGCUUUGGAUUUGUUCACAAGGGUCGCGGUAGACCACUUAGCGAAUAUGGGUAAAACCUUUAGGUUACUUACGGAUGGGUUUUCCAAUAAGAUGACUACCGAGGAGAUCAUCCUGCACGCAUUGCAUGAGAACGGUCAGAUAGAAACUCAAGACCUCGAGGCGCAUAUGAAAGACGAUAUCGAGCGUGAGAACGUCAAAGUUGGUGACAUGCAGAGGAAGAUCAGACAAGCUUUCAAAGAAGUUACUACCGCACCUGUCAUUGAAGAUGAUAUGAUGUUCGCAGAAAAUGGUGAAAUGCUGAUGGAUGGUAACUUUGCCGACGAGCUGGGAGAAGAUUUCCUUGGUCUGCGAGAUCUAGGCAUAGACAAAGAAUUCGGGCUAUCAUCACUGACUGUGCCAUCCUCGCUAUUCUACGGACGACGAAGGCGGCUGGCUGCUGUACAUGGGGAAAAGGAAGAUCUCCCUGAUUACCCUCCGCCUCCUCCAUUCAUUCCUCUCAGUGUUUCGAGCAUCCCUACCCAUCUUCCGGCCCUCCUGCAUGCGUUUUACGCGGCACGUAUGGAAUCCGGAUUGUCUAUCAUCGAAGACGACGUUUUCGAUCCUUCUCAUGCUCAGAUAGGAAGUCUGGGCCAGAUAAUUGUGAAAAACGUACCUGCUCAUACCGUCAAUACCGGUGCUACUGCUGCAGGAAGUGCGAACAAGAAAAAGAGAGAUAGAGAGAACAAUGACGCUCAGAGGAAUGGGAAUGAUGGCGAUGAUGACGAAGAGAAGAAGAAGAAAAGUUCGGUCAAGAAGCCGGUCAUACCUGGAGUAGGAAAAGGCAAUUGGGUCCGCCCAUCAAAGGAGGAGAAAGCAAGAAGGUUGGCACAAAAGGCUGCACUGAUUCAAGAUCAGGAGAGCUUACCUAAUGGACUUGGUCUUGCGAAGGCUAAUGGGGUGACUAAUGGUGAUGGGCAGGAGGAAGAUGCCGAAGGAGAAGAGGAGUGA
Molecule: messenger RNA, 2496 nt
Organism: Kwoniella botswanensis
Lineage: Eukaryota; Fungi; Basidiomycota; Tremellomycetes; Tremellales; Cryptococcaceae
Exons: 15
Coding region: 1-2496 (831 amino acids)
Biological process (GO): regulation of transcription by RNA polymerase II
Cellular component (GO): SAGA complex; SLIK (SAGA-like) complex
Molecular function (GO): structural molecule activity; protein heterodimerization activity
Source: RefSeq, a predicted model, not a curated record